AUGACUGUCCUUCCAGCAACAACCAUGCUGCCCCCACGAAGCGCCCUUGGGCGAAUACCGGCUCAUGCCCGACGGGUCCUUCCAGUACGGCCACACUGUGCACAUCCUCAACCCCGACAUUUUACUCAAAGAACACCGCUCCAAAUUGCACCUCCGCCAGGUCGACCCCAACUCGGGUUCCUCUCACCACUAGCCCCGAAUCGACUCCCCCCACCACUCGCAAUCCACUUGCGCCAACAUUUCGGCCGCCUUAUUUCCACAGAGAGCCGUGAAGGCUACAAGCGCCGAAUAUACCGGGGCAUCAAGAUUGGUCUAUCCUUCUGGGCCAUCCUUGUCUUGUUCGAGGUGAUCAAAACAGGCGCCUACCAAGAGGACCUAGAGCACCAAUGGCCGACACCGGGGGAAUGGAAGUGGAAGAAUCGGUACUGCCUGCGUAAUGCGCAGGCUCUCCAGCACCCUGAGUAUAUCGGCAAGAUCAUGACCAAUUGGCCCAUGGUUGGCGCCUACUUGAACCAGCUUAUCGAGGAGCUGGAGGAUACUGAGGGAGAGGGCAAGGGGAUUGUGGACCAGGAAGAAGGGGGGAUUCUGGUUGAAGGCGUUGGACGGACGGGCCUGGAUAUCUCGGCGAAAAGCGAGCCUUGGCGCCGCGGCUACCACCAGGCCCUGAUGGGCGCGGCCAAGGCAGCGGAGAAUCUGGACGGCUGGUUGACGGAUCGUAAGGAGAAGAUUUCUGCGCCCGCGGAGUAUGUUGUUGGGCCUUCGAAUCCGAGACCCAAGCCCAUGCCUACAAAUCAGAAGAAAGUGCUCCAUGAGGAGAAUUGUGAGGCCGCAUCGCCACCGCCAGAAACAUAUUAUAUGAAGGUGUUGACGACCAAGGGGUUUGACACCAGACAGAAACUGGAUGCUGCGCUUGCGUAUGCAGACUGGCUGGAUUUCAAAGGGCUCAGUUCUACGGCUAGUGAUAUGUAUGCCUGGGCAAUGGAUAUCGCGGUUGCUGGAUACCAAGGCGACGCCAGCAAAGUCGUCGAUCCUAAGACUGGUGUCCUGAAAUUCGCGGACACAAAUUGGGCCUCGGAGAAUAUCCUGCGCGUCUCAACUGCGCUCGCAGUUCACAAGGCACGACAACAUGAUCUCGCUUCCGCACUCUCCAUCUUCACCUCAGCGCUCUCCGUCCGACGUUCUCUUGAGAGCUUACCUGGUCCUGAACCUUCUCCCCGACCCAUCACACCACCAAAACGAACUAAUGAUAUCUUCAAACACGUCUUCGAAUCUCUCCAAAAUUUCCUCAUUCCAGCCGAAUAUCCCCCUCCACUCCCUUCAGGCGACACUCCCGCCCUCCACACCACCAACCUUCAAUGCGAAAUCGCGGGCUUGAUGACCUACAUCGGCGAAAUCAUCCACGCCACCUCAUGCCGCGAGCCAGGCCUUUCACGCGAGCGGGGACUCGGCUGGACCCGCGAUGCAGUUCUCAUUGCCGAGAAGCACAUGAAGAGAUGCUCCAGCCCCGCCGACCGGGAUGCCCGCCAGCAAUGUGCGCAAUGCAUCAAGGUUGGCUUGGAAAACUGGAAGUCUAUGGUCUCCUUCCUUCUCAACCAGGCCCGCAGAGAGGAAGCCGAAGCUAUCGAAAAAGCAGGCAAGGCAUGGUGGGGUGGCCAGAGUGCCGCCCAAGCGAAGGCCAAUGAAGUGCUUAAACUGGAAUCCGAGGAGGCCGAACUAAAUGAGCGCAUGCAUAGGCUUUUGCCUGUUCUGGACGGCGAAUCUAGUCUUGGAAGUCUAGCGCCUGAUGUAUCUUUGGCUAUGUAA
Penicillium chermesinum is the source of this 1803-nucleotide messenger RNA. RefSeq lists its product as uncharacterized. The record is from RefSeq and is a predicted model, not a curated record. The transcript has a single exon. Bases 1 to 1803 code for a protein of 600 amino acids. Lineage: Eukaryota; Fungi; Ascomycota; Eurotiomycetes; Eurotiales; Aspergillaceae.